AUGGUAAUCCUCGGAGUGGACUUUGACAAACAUCUGAGGUUCGACAAACACCUCAACAACUGCGCCAGCAAGGCCUCACCCAGAGUCUCUGCCCUGAGAAGGUUGAGUAGUUUCCUUGACCACAGUGGGAUCCUGACGCUCAAUAAGGCUCAGAUAAGACCUUAUUUAGAGUACUCAUCCCUGUUGUGGAUGUCCAGCGCUCCUUCCUACAUUGGAAAACUGGACAAGAUACAGAGACGAGCCCUACGACUGAUGGAUUCUGCCUCACACCCUCCCCAUGACAUCGUCACCACCGUGGACUCUCUGGAGCACCGGAGAGAUGUGGCCGUACUGACUGUGUUCCCCAAGGCCCAGGUCCAAGAGGUGCAUCACCUGGCGGGACUCAUGUUACCCCUACGAACUGCGCAGAGGAGCACUAGAACGGUGCCGUCGAGCGUCCAGCUGGUGGAAGUGCCAAGGCCACGAGCCAGUCAGCAUCAGAGGACCUUCAUGGCCAGAGUUUCACGACUGAGGAAUAUCUUCACGGCGGCCAUACCGGAUGUCGGGAAGAUGACUACCCAACAGGCCAAGAUGGCAGCUCAUAGAUGGCGAGCGACACUCCCAACUCCGCUAAUUCUUCUAUGCACCUGA
This is a messenger RNA of Homarus americanus (American lobster), 630 nucleotides long. RefSeq lists its product as uncharacterized. The transcript has a single exon. The record is from RefSeq and is a predicted model, not a curated record. Lineage: Eukaryota; Metazoa; Arthropoda; Malacostraca; Decapoda; Nephropidae. Bases 1 to 630 code for a protein of 209 amino acids.